Molecule: messenger RNA, 711 nt
Organism: Diutina rugosa
Lineage: Eukaryota; Fungi; Ascomycota; Pichiomycetes; Serinales; Debaryomycetaceae
Exons: 1
Coding region: 1-711 (236 amino acids)
Source: RefSeq, a predicted model, not a curated record
AUGAGUCGUGGUGGAGCUGGAAACAUUGAGCACCAAAUGCACCAGCACCAACAAAGUCGUCGUGGGCUGGUGUUAAGUGCUUUCGGUGAUAAUCACUCGAUUCAUCUGUCGCAAGACCUGUUUGGUGUGAAACCCGUUCGGUCCAACCCUCUUCGUCCUGUGGCACUGAAUCGCUCGGCGUCAAUGAGACCCGUGAUGCUGAAUCGCCUGGGUCUGGGGUUGACUACGUCCCUUCUGAAUCAUGAACACUACUUGCAUCCAACAACACUGCAUAAUAAAAAGACAUACUAUCUGACGGGCAGAGGCGGCGCUGGCAAUAUCGCUUCCGUCGAGGGAGCCCCUCCCCUGCCAAAGAUCGUUGCUCAAGGCGAAAACUACCCCACCUUACACACAGCGAAAGUAAGUACCGGAAGAGGCGGGUAUGGUAACAUGGUGGAAAAUUCUAAUCCUGACUUCACUAGAAGACUUCAGGACGUUGAUGGCAAGCCGGAGUUGAAUGUCGUGCCGCUGAAUAAGUCGAUUCUGGUAGGACGCGGAGGCUUCGGGAACAUAACAACAACUAAGCUGGCGGCAUCGCAGUCUCUGAAUCCUAUGCAACAAACCGUUUCCCCUGAGGUUAAUCUUUACACCAUUCUGUCUCAAGGAAAUGAGUUGAAGAAGAAACGCAACAAACUGUUCCUUGGAAAAAUCAAAGAGAUAUUUGGAUCUUAG